Conger conger (European conger) is the source of this 8229-nucleotide messenger RNA. Its product is annotated as death-inducer obliterator 1-like. The coding region runs from base 191 to 7435 and encodes 2414 amino acids. The record is from RefSeq and is a predicted model, not a curated record. The transcript is spliced from 18 exons. Gene Ontology annotation, biological process: DNA-templated transcription; apoptotic signaling pathway. Gene Ontology annotation, cellular component: nucleus. NCBI's taxonomy places the organism in Eukaryota, Metazoa, Chordata, Actinopteri, Anguilliformes, Congridae.
CUUCAUGCCGUAGAUCAUUUUCCUCCCACCUCAAAGCGAGCGAAGACGUCCAGAAAACGGAGAGCUAAGAGGACAGCAUCACAUAAAGUAACGGUGAAAAUCGCAUGUGGUGACAGCGGUCAAAUGUCGAUCCUGCCCGCUUUUAGCUUCUCCGCAGUGGAUCACGCUCAGAGCUGCCAUUUUGGAGACUAUGUUGAGUGACACAGACCCCCUCCUGCCCUCCUGUAGCGAGCCUUAUCAGUUGGGCCUGAAGUGUGUUCCAGAACAAGACGGCAGCCAUAACAGAGGUGUAAUAUUUCAAAAUUGUGGCUUGUCAGCUAUGGAGAAACAUUUGAGUUCUGAGCUUUCUCCAACUCCAAGGUUGGACCCGAGCCAGGAUGCUGUGGAUAUAAACUGUCAAGCUUCCGCAGUCGAUGAGAAAGAGGGGUGUGCUAAUGAAGAUGCUGAAAAGUUAGCGGAACCUGUGCAGGUUUUAAGACCGACCAGCAAGGAGUUUAAAAAGACCUGGGGAUUCCGCCGUACCACGAUUGCCCAAAGAGAAGCGCCCGCAGAUUCCGACAGGCAGGACUGCGGGAACGCACCUGUGCGCCGCAGUGGCAGGCAGGCUAGGUGCGCGUGCAAGGCGGAAGAGUCUAUUCCAACCACCAAACGAGGACGAGGAGUGAGGAAGAGUGCCCCUGCCUGCCUGGAGAAUCCCAAACCCUUGUUCCAAAUACCCACUGAUGCAGAAACCCUCGGGGUGUCUGUCAGUGAGGGCACAAGUUCAGACCAGACCGACAGCGAGGAGCUCACCUUAAAGGAACUGCUGGACCGGCUGAAGAAGCGGCGCAAGAAAGACCAGUUUGAGCCGCACAGAGAGACGCACUCCCUGAGCAAGGAGGAGCAGGAGAGCAGCCUAGAUAAACCUGAAGUGCCUGAAGUCAUCAAGGGAAUGCCAUCUGAAACUUCAGCUGGGGGAACCGGACAGGACUCCAGGUCCACUGGGAAGAGCCCUGAAUCCAGUGCGAGGGGAAAACCCAUCUUAAACAGUGAAGAGGAGGAAGAGUUGCCUGGUAAAUCGGACAAGAGCCACUGCCCCGACACACUGUAUUGCAUGUGUCGUCAGAGGCACAACAACAGGUUCAUGAUCUGCUGUGACCAGUGCGAGGAGUGGUUCCACGGAGACUGUGUGGGCAUCACAGAGGCACGUGGCCGGCUGCUGGAGAAGAAUGGGGAGGACUACACCUGUCCCAACUGCACCCGGCAGAGGAGCCAGGCUGCAGCCGACGGGAGCUUGGAGGGCAACAAGCAGGCCCGGGCUGAAGAGAGUCCAUCAUGUCAGACAGUGCCCUCUACUGAUAUGAAAAAUAAUCAUGUGGAGGACCAGGGGAUCAAGGGGAAAAUAGAAAAAAUUUCUAAUCCCAGCGAGAAAAAGAAAAUGAAAAUAUUUCAGCCAGUGGAGGAAACCAGCGCACUGCCAAAGUGUAUUGGCCCUAGCUGUGGUAAAAGUGCUUUGCCGGACUCUGUUUACUGUGGUACCGAAUGCAUCCUCAAACACGCUGCAGCCGCAAUGAAGUCCCUCACUACAGUGAAGGAGCCCACACCUAAACCUCAAUCUCAAAAGAAACUUUCGACUAAAUCCAUUCCAAAGGGCCUGAAAAGAACUCUCCCUGAGAGGUCUAGGAGAAGGUCACUGGAAUCGUGCAGCAGGGCUGAAGAGGACGAGUCCAGUAGUGAGGAGGAGGCAGUGGUGGAGCGGGACUGCCCCUUCUGGUCCAGCAACCAUAAUUGCAAUACAGUAAACCCAGAAAAGACAACAGCCAUUCCAUCGGCUGUGUUUUACAAGUCGUCUGGGAAGGAGAGUGAAGAGAUUGAUUGCAAGAAAGAGUCUCCACUUAGCUUCACCUUCCCCAGGGGCAAUCAAAAGACCCCUAUCCUGGGAGUCCCUCCCACAAAGAGGACCAAGCUUUUGUCCCAACCUAUGAGCUGUGAUGAAGAUUCCAAGAACUUCACACAUCCUCCAAGCAAAUGUCCCACAUCCAGAAAGCGCAGUCCAGCUCUCACUUCCCAGCCUUCCUGCCCACUGACCUCUCGACGUCGCACCUUGGAUGCCUUAAGGUUGAGCAUGACCACCUGCAAUGUCCCCAGUAAGCUGCCCCGACAGCAGAAUCUUCCUCCAGCGCCAUCCUCUGCAGCUUUAACUCCUGCCACCCCCUCAGUGCCCUCCCAUGUCCAGCUAAACAUUACGAUCAGACACAACAUCCGCCGAUCACUUGCUGAAAUCCUGUUCAAAAGGGUGAGUGACAGUGAUGACCUAGACAUGUGUGAGAGAGAUGUUGGGAAACUUGCUGUCGGCAUUGAGAAGGAAAUGUACAACCUGUUUUUAAACACUGACAACGAUUACAAGAACAAGUACAGAUCAAUUAUGUUCAACCUGAAAGAUCCAAAAAACAUGGGGUUGUUCACUCAAGUGGUAAGGGGUGAAGUGACCCCAUUUAAGCUGGUGAGAUUGAGCCCAGAAGAGCUCUUGUGUAAAGACGUUGCGAGAUCGAUGCUCCGGGAGAAGGCUGAGAUCCUAGAGCACAGGCCCAAAGCCCAGGCAGGGCAGCUGAAACAAGGCCUGAAACAGGAGCGAUCACCCCCUGUAGACACGGAAGAAUCUCCUCCCAUCUUAGGAGACAUCUGUAGUUCAGCAGCCUCUUCGUCGCCCUGCAUCGCUCCUGCACCUGAUACAACUGCCACAGUUAAUCCAAGACAGCCGGACGUGGUCAGUCCUGUCACAGACCACUUCAGCAAAAUGCUGAAAGACACGACUGCUGAGCACAGGACUCACCUCUUCAACCUUAACUGCAAGAUAUGCACUGGCCAGAUGUCAGCUGACGAAACGCCUGUUCCAAAGAAAGUAAAAAACUCUGUCAACAAAAAAGUUGAGCCCAAAACUAAACCGCUGUCCCACAAUUCUAAGGCCGGGGAUUACUUGGGCGAUGACUCAUCCAGCGCUCCAAUGGACAGUGCGAUGUACCUCAUGGAGUCCCCAGCAUCUCCGGAUGACACUAGCUGUAUUGUAACAUUGUCAGAACCCAUCACCAUCCCUGCAGUGCCAUCCGUUGUCAUUGCAGGCAGGGACCCACGUACAGCCAGCUACCGCCCCCCUGUUACUGUCACCUCAGCUGUCCCCACUACAUCAAGCAUCUUUGAGUCCAGGCAUGACAUAAUUCCAGUUCUCUCUCCAGCAUCCCCUCCUCCUCCCCCUCCCCCUCGCCCUAUUCCCAAAUCUAUCCUGCUCAAACCUACCUCUUCAACAGCCAUGCGGUUCUUCACUACUUCUGGAUCAUCCGCCAGUAUGAUGGACUCGCACUCCCCUCCAGGUGGGGACACCGCUCUGUUCCUCUCUAAGCAGGAGGUCCUGUGGAAGGGCUUUAUCAACAUGCACAGUGUAGCCAAGUUUGUCACCAAGGCCUACCUGGUCUCUGGGUCCUCUGAGUGCCUGAAAGAGGACUUACCAGACACAAUCCAUAUUGGUGGCAGGAUCUCCCCCGAUAUAGUGUGGGACUAUGUAGCGAAAAUCAGGACAUCCGUUACAAAGGAGCUGUGCCUGAUCCGUUUGCACCCAGCGUCAGAGGAGGAGGAAGUGGCGUACAUUUCUCUCUUUUCUUACUUGAACAGCAGGGGUCGCUUUGGUGUAGUGGCCAACAACAGCCAGCGCAUCAAAGAUCUCUACCUCAUACCCCUUGGUGCAAAAGCCUCCAUCCCGUCCAAACUCAUACCUAUUGAAGGGCCAGGACUGGAAACAAAUCAUCCAAACCUUCUCCUUGGACUGGCUAUUUGCCAGAAACCAAAGUGUUCUGGGGUACUGCAAGGUGAAGACGAUGAAGAGAAGUGUUCCAGGUUUCAGACUGGGCACUCUGAUGCUACUGGUCUUCCAAGUCUGCCUGUUCUUCCCAGUGCUGAUAUAAAUCAAGACAAAAAAAGGAUGUACAAUCCAGAGAUACUAAUUGGCACAACCCCUCCUGGCUCUCCAUCCUCUGUUAGUUCUUCUGAUUCAUCUUCAAGUUCCUUCUCAGCCUCAUUGCUGCUGCACCAGCUAAAGCCUGUCAAAACAUCUGCGCCAAUCACAACCAACUCAGGCAAGGAAUCUUCCUCACCCACCACUGACUCCCCAAUUACUCCACUUCAAACCAUCUUGAAAACACUGUUUGGUAAGAAUAAGCUAGACUCGCAUGCCUCGCUGUCCCCCUCAGAGCAGAACUUAGUAAAGAUGGAAGUGUCUCCUACCCAUAUGCUUGAUCCAAUAGUCCAAAAGUUUGGCCAGAUUUCUGAGGAGAAAGUAAAGGAAGAUGAGGAUAACAGACCAAAUUGUCCCAAACAGGAGUUUAAUCUAGGAGUGAAGGAAGAUGAAGGUGACAGAUCUUAUGACCCUGAGAAGGAGUUUAAUCCGGGAAUGAGCUGUCAGGUAGAGGAUGAUGAAGAUGACCGUCCAUAUGACCCUGAGGAGGAGUAUAAUCCAGGAAUGGACUAUGGCGUAGAUGAAGCUGACAGACCAUAUGACCCUGAGGAAGAGUAUAAUCCUGGAAUGAGUUGUGGGGUGGAGAAAGAUGACAGACCAUAUGAUCCUGAGGAGGAGUAUAAUCCAGGAAUGAGCUCUGGUGUAGAGGACAAUGAAGAUGGCAGACCAUAUGAUCCUGAGGAGGAGUAUAAUCAAGGAAUGGGCUAUGGGAUAGAGGAUGAUGAAGAUGAAAGACCAUAUGACCCUGAGGAGGAAUAUAAUCAAGGAAUGGGCUAUGGGUUGGAAUCUGUUCUGACCAGCAAGUCAAGCAAAGCUUUUUCUGAUGAUGAAGUAGCAUAUGACCCAGAAGAUGAAACAAUUUUUGAAGAAGUGAAAGGUAAUGUUACUGACAGUCCGCAUCAAAUUAAGGAGCAGAUCUCAUCCACAAUAGAUGUUUCUGGAAGUGAGUUCUUAACUUUAACUGAACAACAGAAAAUGCUGGAGGAGCUGAACAAGCAAAUUGAAGAGCAGGAACGGCAGUUAGCAGAGCAAGAGGAGGCUCUCCGUCAACAGAGAGCAGCUGUAGGGGUGUCUUUAGCCCAUUUCUCUGUGUCCGAUGCUUUGAUGUCCCCACCUUUAAAGCCUUUGCUUAGGAGUAGCGAGUUGCUACAGCUGAGCAGAAAGGAAGAAUUGCCAAAAACUCCAACUGCCCCAGUGAUUAAUCAGAGAAGGGACCCAAGACAGAGCAAGGAUCCUCAGCAAGUGGCGGCCAACCAAAAGCUAACAUCUGACAGAAUGGAAAAAGACAGUGAUGCUGAACUUUCUGUUGAGCGUACAAAAUCUUUAAAACAGGACAACAUAUCACAGUCACCACUGGUGACACCCCCUGAGUCAGUUUAUUUGGAUGCAGGGAGUUCAGAGGUAAACAUUACUCCACAAGAAGAAAAAAUAGAUCCUGGAAUAAAAGGUGAAUUUCAACAAGAGAGUGCACUCGAGCAAAAAAUUAAAAAGACCUCUGAGGCUGAAAUUGAAAGUAGCCCUUAUGGUAAUUGGCAGAAUUCUGCAAGCGUUUCAAAAGAUAAAGAACUUUCAAGUCAUCGAUCAAAGCAUCCAAAACAGUUUCGAGCACAAUCAGAGUCUAAACCAAAUCAGAUGCCAUAUCGCAGCAUUCUGCGAAACAAAACUUCUCACCAGUCAUCUGAGCUGUAUGGAAUCUCCCCUGAUGUAACACUAGGUAACAUGUCUAUGGUAGAUACUUACAAAUCUACAAUGUCAUCAGUGGAAGUACAUAGUCCUGACAUUAGGGGUCCUGAGGACACGCCACAUUCUAUUCCUUUCCGAUCCUCACAUGAGUCUUCCCCAGUACAGGAAUUUCCCUUCUUGCAGGGAGACCAUCCCCAUUUCAGGGACGUGUCCAAAUUUCAGCACACUGUUCAUUGUCCUCCCUACCAGAAUCAGAGAGGUGAAAAAAUGCAUACUGAUAAUCCCUGUAGACAUACCCCAUCAGCAAUAUUGAUUCCAAGAGGUCCUCAUACUUAUUCACGCAUGGGUCAAAAAGGACCUACUGCAAAAUUGGAUCAGACUAGGAGCUCUUUGCUACCCAAUAAUAUUGGACAGAGAGGCCUGUCUCCAGAUCGAUUCUUGGAGCUUAAUUCUCCCCCACCUUUAGAUGUACAAAAUGAUUCACACCAACGGAGUCCCUCAUUCAGUUUUUUUGGAUCAAGAAGACCCCACAUCAGGCAAAUCGAUAAUGGAGAUCCUCGACUGAGUAAUUUACAUGGUUCUCGAGGGCGCCCUCACCACCACAAAUUUAUGGAUCAUGGAUCUCAAAAGCCUUUGUUAGGUACACCAAGAUUUGCUGAUGAACAGCAGUGUAACCGUGUUUCUUAUCAACGGCACAUGGUGAAAAAUGAAGUGCAAAUGGCACGUAUAUAUAGAGAAGACCAAGACUCUUCAGAGACACACUACUUCCAUCCAGUGGGUGAAAUGGAAGGGCAACGCUUCCACCCACCUCAAGACUUUGGAGCUCCAAGAGUACCUUCCCCCCAACUUCACAAUCAGAGGAUACCUUUAGGCCAGUAUAGAGGGUCCUUUGAAAACCAAAACAGCCCUCAGCAGUCCAAGCUGAAAAGGCGGAGAGGGCUUUCACCUCCACUGUUUAGAGGGCCUCAAGAUGAUCACGAUAAUCACGAUCAUUUUACAGACAAUGGAGGACAACUAAAAUUACGUUUUGAAGGUCAGAACCAUAUGUUCGUUGAAGGACCAUUGCGCCGUUCUGGCUCUUUACUUCCCACCCCUAUUGAGGGUCCAAUUCUCCUACCCCACCACAUGAGAAACAGACAUGAGUACCAAGGGAAAGACUGGAGGCACUCUCCGGAUACAAGAAGUGCUACGGAAUGUGAUUCAGAACUGCACAACAAUGGUAGAAGGACAAGGAUGUUUGAGGGUUACCAUGAUGAGGUAGAGACCCAAGACCCUUCCUGUUUGUCAUUGGGGAGGCAGCAGGGAUUUUUAGAUGAGAGAAGGAGAGACCAGGAUGCCUCACAUAGCAAGCUGUGGAACAGAAACUCUAGCAAGUACUGGAACAGAGACCAAGAGCGGGACUGUAGUAGAGGAAGAGAAGUGGAAAUGCACAGGGAUGGAGAUUAUAAUGAUAAUGAUAAAAGGGACCUGGACCAAGACAGUGAAAGAGACCGAAGUAGGCACAGAGAUUGGAGCUGGAGAGAUGGAGAGAGGUCAAGGAUCAGAGAUCGAAAUAAGGACCAAGAGUGUGACCGGUACUUCAGGGAAGGAAGGCAAUUUCAGUCAAGCAGUAGAAACCGCGGAAGACAGAGUGAGAGAGAUCAUGGAAGUGACAAAGGCCGAGACUUUGAAAAAGACUGGGAUUGGAGAGAAAGGAGUAGGAGAAAGGGAAAUCAACUUGUAUCUGAAUCUUCAGAGAGUGACAAACAUGCACAAAAGGACAUCUGAAAAAAGCAUACAUUUUCCCAAAAUAUAAAAUGUUGUGCUUCUUUAUACAAUAAGUAAUUCACAUAUACACAUAUACAGUGAGCACAUUAUUAGGUAUUUAUUAGUCUUAUUUUUUAGACCUAUUGCUGCUGUAGCCUAUCCACUUAGAGGCUUGAUACGUGUUUUCAGAGAUGCAUUAACAAGCAGGUGUGCAGGUCUGCCUAAAAGUGCUCACAGAAUGUAUAUGUAGACAUAAACAAAUUCGUAAAGAACCAGUAAAUAUGUGAUUUAAAUAAAAUCAAGUAUUGUUCAAAAUGGUUUUCGGCAUGAAGAAUACAAAUUGUUUGAGGAUUGCAGGUGAAAUUUGAAUUAUAUUUCCCUUUCAUAUCAUAAGGGUUGUUGCCUUUAUAACACUUAGUUUUGAAAUAAUUUAAGUUAAGUGCAUUAACGAUUUGUUUGAUAACCAAAGUUAAACAUUUAGAGAAUAUUUUUGAAUAUGUAAUUGUGUUAUACAAUUCAGUGAUCCAUGUCGCAUAGAAGUAUAACUUAUUACAUGCAAGUACCUUUUUCUGUUCAGGAAAUGAAAAUAUGUAUAUAAAUAUGUAUGUUGUCAUUUUUAUAAUGUUUUUCUUAGGGGGGAAAGUUCCAUUGACCUUUGUUACAUUUAAUAGGGGAACAAAUACCUUGGUGGUAUUACAUUUUGUAUGUGAUUUAGGUGAUUUUGAUACACUGGCACCAUUUUUUGUUUUUUUGGGCAUGGACAUUUCUUUAUUUUGAUUUUGUGAAUAGAUUAAACAUUCAAUUCAACAGCUUCA